AUGGUGGCUCAUUUCAGAGAUAAAACUCAGCAGGAAAACAGCAGCAGCAGCAGCAGCAGCAGCUCAGAGCAACAAGAGUCCAAACCAGAAGAAGUUCCCCAGGAGACAGAGGCUGAAAUUCAGCAGAUGAUCCAGAAAAGACAAGAGAAGAUCCAGGAGAUCAAACACUCAGUGGACCUUAGUAACAAAAACGCAGACAGAGAGAUGGCCGAAGGUGUUCGAGUCUUCAGCGCUCUGAAGGAGUCUGUUGAGAGAGGCCAGGCCGAGCUCAUGGACUUCAUCAAAGAGAAGCAGAAAAGAACAGAGAAACAGGCCCAAGACUUCAUCAAGGAACUGGAGGGAGAAAUCUCUGAGCUGAUGAAAAGGAGCUCUGGGGAGGAGAGUCCUUCAUGCUCUACAGAUUCCCUCAAACUACUCCAGAGUGUCCGGUCAAUGAUCAUCAACCACCGACAACCAACCAGAAACUGGACAGAGGUGAAUGUCCAUCCCCCUUCAUAUGAAGGGACUGUGGUCAGAGCUGUGGUUCAGCUGGAGGAGGCUCUCACUACAGAGAUGAAGAAGCUGGUUCGAGCCGAGCUGAAUAGAAUCCAACAGUAUGAGGUGGAUGUGACUCUGGAUCCUGAUACAGCACAUCCUCGACUCAUCCUGUCUGAUGAUGGAAAAGAAGUCAGUGAUGGAGAUGUGGGGAAGAAUCUUCCAGACAACCCAGAGAGGUUUUCUCUCAAUCCCUGUGUUUUAGGAAAGCAGAGUUUCUCUUCAGGUAGAUUUUACUACGAGGUCCAGGUUUUAAGAAAGACUGAGUGGGAUUUAGGAGUGGCUAGUGAGUCAAUCAGCAGGAAGGCCGACACCCCCCUGUGUCCUGAGGAGGGUUAUUGGUCAAUUUGGCUGAGGAAGAGAAUACAGUACAGAGCCCUCGAUGACCCUCCAGUGCGUCUCCUUCUGAGAUCAAGACCCAUGAAGGUGGGCGUGUUUGUGGAUUACGAGGAGGGUGUAGUCUCCUUUUAUGAUGUUCACACUCCAGCUUUGCUCUACUCCUUCACUGGCUGCUCUUUCAGUGAGAAACUCUUCCCAUACUUCAACCCUGGUCUGAGCGGUGUUAGAAACUUUACACCGCUGAUCAUAUCUCCGGUCAACCAGGUCAUGGAGAUCGAAUUGAUGGACUGCAUUGAUGUUUAA
Messenger RNA from Xyrichtys novacula (pearly razorfish), 1176 nucleotides. Lineage: Eukaryota; Metazoa; Chordata; Actinopteri; Labriformes; Labridae. The record is from the annotation of a GenBank genome assembly.